AUGGUAUCAAUUUCAUCCAUCAUGCUUCAUAUAGUCGUAUUGGUCGUGCGACUCUUAUGUAAAUCGAAUACCUCUUUUGUGGUCGUAGCUCGGGAUUUUGGCUUAAUAACAAUUUCAAACUUAGUCAACAAAAUACUCUGCAUUUUAAUUUUGCAAAUCCAUGCGAAUUGUGUCUUUGCAGUGUUGGUUAUCGUUUGCAUCAUCAGUGAAUUCAGCGAUUCGGUCUCUGCUGUGCAGCUUGGUGAUCCCAAUGCGGUGAUCACUCUGUACAAUGUGGCGCCAGCCGACGAUUUGGGUAUCUACAGAUAUGCCUACACAACGAGCAAUGGCAUUGCCGUGCAGGCAGCCGGGAGCGCAUUGGAGGCGAUAGGCAUCUUUAGCUACACAUCACCCGAGGGCAUACCAAUCGAAGUGCGUUACAUAGCUGAUGAAUUGGGAUUCCAUGCUGUGGGACGUCAUUUGCCCAGACCACCGCCAAUACCCGAUUAUAUUCUACGCUCGUUAGAGUACAUUCGUACACACCCGAAUGAAGAGGAUCGUGGUCGUUUUAGGGUUUAUAAAUAAGCUGAGAUUAUACAUAUAUACAUAUUUAUAAUUAUUUUCUUAUAAAUCCUGGAAUUCUUUUUCACAGAUAAACUAUUUAAUUAUUAAAAACCCAAAAUGCCAUUGUCCGCUGCACUCAUGGAUGGCAGUUGCGAUAGCCAAUGGGUAAUGAAGUAUUCGUUGGCAUAAAAAAUCAUAGCAAUUUUUAUUUUUAGCACAAUUUAUUUAGAUUUUAGUUAUCAUAAGUCCUCUCGAAGUUCUAUUGUACAUA
Molecule: messenger RNA, 814 nt
Organism: Ceratitis capitata (Mediterranean fruit fly)
Lineage: Eukaryota; Metazoa; Arthropoda; Insecta; Diptera; Tephritidae
Product: larval cuticle protein LCP-17
Exons: 2
Coding region: 1-564 (187 amino acids)
Cellular component (GO): chitin-based extracellular matrix
Molecular function (GO): structural constituent of chitin-based larval cuticle
Source: RefSeq, a predicted model, not a curated record